Molecule: messenger RNA, 1133 nt
Organism: Ceratina calcarata
Lineage: Eukaryota; Metazoa; Arthropoda; Insecta; Hymenoptera; Apidae
Gene: Phyhd1
Product: Phytanoyl-CoA dioxygenase domain containing 1
Exons: 5
Coding region: 186-1034 (282 amino acids)
Source: RefSeq, a predicted model, not a curated record
GGUCGCUACAUCAGCUUUCAGAGCUCGGGCUCACCUACGUAUUUAGUCCGUCAGUAAGUCAGUUUCAUCAGUUUCGUAGCAGCAGUCGCACGUUCGUGAACGUAAUACGUACGAGCUUGCCCGGCCUUGUGCAGCAGAUCCGAUCAAACAAUCCAAGACCGACUGGCUGCGACGGACGUAAUAGGAUGAGGGACAUCCGGUCGCAGUUUGAGAAAAAUGGGUUCGUCGUCCUGGAAGAUUUCUUUCAACCAGAAGAGAUCGACGAAAUGAAAUGUGCUGGUGAAGAUUUCACGAAAAAUUUGCCUCCGGAAAGCGAGAGAAAAGUCUUCAGCACGAUAGAAUUGCAACAGAACAAAGAUAAAUAUUUUCUGGACAGCGCCAACAAGAUCAGCGUCUUCUUUGAAUCCGAAGCUUUGGAGGAAGAUGGAAAAUUAAAAGUUCAUCCUCGAGUGUCUCUAAACAAGGUAGGACAUGCUCUCCACUGGCUUCAUCCUACGUUCAGAAAGUACACAUUCGACGAGAGAGUUAAGGAAACAGCCUUCCAAUUGGAUUACGUGGAACCGGCUAUCUGUCAGUCGAUGUAUAUUUACAAAAAUCCAGGAACAGGGUCAGAAGUGAAAACGCACCAAGAUGCAACGUAUUUGUACACCGAUCCAAUGAAAGUAGUCGGAUUCUGGAUAGCCUUGGAGGAUGCUACGCUAGAAAAUGGAUGUCUAUGGAUCGCGCCAGGUUCUCAUCAAAGCGGUGUGCAUAGACGUUACAUAAGGAAUAAAGAUCUAGAUUCCAAAGAAUUGUUGAUCUACGACAAAGCCGCACCUUGUUAUCAACUUAGCAAUUUUCGACCUGUUCCGGUCAGCAAAGGGACCUGUAUUCUUAUUCACGGACAAGUAGUGCACUUUUCGCACCCGAACAAGAGCGACAAAUCGAGGCACGCUUACACAUUUCAUGUGAUCGAUACGCAGAAUGUUUCUUACUCAAAGGAAAACUGGCUACAACCACCAGCAGGAGGAUUUCCCAAAUUGUAUAGAAAUUAAAUUAAUACAAAUCGAAAGUUCAAACUCGGGGGCAUUAUUAAAUUGUUCUAUUAAUCAUCGCCAGGGAACAUAAUUUAAUAUAGACCGCUAUACACUUCU